Molecule: messenger RNA, 1425 nt
Organism: Exophiala bonariae
Lineage: Eukaryota; Fungi; Ascomycota; Eurotiomycetes; Chaetothyriales; Herpotrichiellaceae
Exons: 1
Coding region: 1-1425 (474 amino acids)
Source: RefSeq, a predicted model, not a curated record
AUGCCUUACGUGAAUGAGAAAUCAGGCUUCCCCAAAGGCUUGACAGUAAUGAAUCACAACUCCCUAUCAACCACUGAAGAAACAGCAAAUCUUGAGGGAGAUGACGAUGCAUAUUUGGUACGACGAGUGAAUAUGAUCAGAGAGGGAAAGUGCGAGGCUGUGAUGGAGAACCAGCUGGGAGGAGUUCGUGGAGAGUAUCUCGAAGCUCUGAGGGCGAAUGUUGUGGCCCAGCGGCGUUGUGCUCAAGCGCUGCAACGAGUUCAACAGACUGAUAUGGAUAUUAUCGUGGGCGUGAAUGCCGAAUCCAGCGCCGUAGAGGAUGUGAAGCAUACAAGCUUACUGCAGAAACAUCUACAAGUGGCUCGACUACAGAAGCAGCAUGGAGGACUUGUCGGCUUAAAGGAUGAAUUUGAGGCUCUGAGGUUAUCCCGCGGCUCGUUGAGUUUGGAGACUGAUGUCGAGCAGCAUGUGCCAGACAUUAAUUUUGAGUCUCUGGAAUAUGGAAGCGGUCAUAUUAUGGAACUUGUGAAUUCAGUCCAGUCACAGGUGAAACGCCUGGAAAUCGCUUUAAUUCAGGAUCGACAUGAAGCCGGUCGACAAGCAGCGGUUUUGAAGAAGUUGAAGUGCCACCCAAGGCAAUUGGCCCAAAACUCUGUGCAGCAACGACUAUCUGCUCUGUCGGCCACACGGAACGAGUUGACCGUCUGGCUAGAAGAGAGUCUAGAGAACUGUCAGGACGAUGUUAUCAACUCACCUGGCCAGGGGCAAUUGGAUUACCAAGGAGCCAGGUCCGAUAAUACGGAAAUUGGACAUCAAACGGAUGCAGAGUACGAUCGAUAUCUAGAGGCACGCAAACGAUUGCUCUCAAACGUGUCAGCACUGAGGGUCCAAGUUCCGGACUUCCACUCAGAGAAUCAAGUCGUUCCCUCGAGUACUGAACAGGACUCUACUCUCGAACAACGGAAUACGGGCUCGAGCGACAACACCCUUGUAUUCAUUGAGCAGAAUCUUGUGCCUGCCAUGAUGCACAAUACUAUGAUCCAGAAACACUCUGCACUCACCGAAGAGCAGUUGUUCAAUGAGAUCUCGAGCGUGGUGCGAAUGAUUGAACGACUUAGUGACGAGAGCCAGCUGCUCCAAGCCUUCCCUAUGCUAGCAAAAUCUGGACGAUUUCGACAUGCUAGCUCAGUAUUUGGCAGCAAGUCUAAUGAGAAGAUCGUGGUGGAGGACGAAAUAACACAACGGAUUGAACCGUGGCUGUUUUCAGCCAAUGCAGCAGACGUUGCAGCCGAGGCCACCAUCCACAAGCAAGUUCAGAGAGGAAAGGAGGCCAUUGAAACAGUUUCAAAGAGUCUGACUGAGCUAAGACUGCUGAUGGAAGCUAAUGGAAAUUCGACUUUUGGGCACUCAUCCAGAGCGACAUAA